Messenger RNA from Penicillium nucicola, 906 nucleotides. RefSeq lists its product as uncharacterized. Lineage: Eukaryota; Fungi; Ascomycota; Eurotiomycetes; Eurotiales; Aspergillaceae. Gene Ontology annotation, cellular component: chromatin. The record is from RefSeq and is a predicted model, not a curated record. The transcript is spliced from 4 exons. Gene Ontology annotation, molecular function: DNA-binding transcription factor activity, RNA polymerase II-specific; RNA polymerase II cis-regulatory region sequence-specific DNA binding. Gene Ontology annotation, biological process: regulation of transcription by RNA polymerase II. Bases 1 to 906 code for a protein of 301 amino acids.
AUGGUCGGCCCAAACAACAUGCGCGACAUGGCGCACCCCGACGACUCGCGCGUGACCUAUACUCCCACCACCCAUCGCAUUAGCAAGGCCAAGAAAGGCAAGCGCGUACAUGCCUGCGAGUUCCCGGGAUGCAGCAAAGUUUUUACUAGAGCCGAGCACCGCAGACGGCACGAAUUAAACCACAACCCCGAAGCUUCCUACCGCUGCACACAAUCAGGAUGCAAUAAGUCCUUCCACCGACCCGAUCUACUUGCGCGCCACAUUGAGAGACACGAGCUUGAUUCGCAAACAGAGCAGAAUACAUGGACACACAACCACGAAACCAUUGCCGAAGCCUCGCUCCCUCGCUGCAUGUCAAUUGAUCAUGGAUUGACCAUGACCGCCGCCUCGCAGCUUCACAACAUGUCUGUGGGAUCCCUAGUGGCGCCUGGAAUACACCCUGACUUGGUCAACGAUUGUUCACUCAUGUGGAGCGGUGUCGACCUUCCUCUCCAGCCUCGACCAACAUUUCAGAACCACCUGCCCGAGUCGGCGGACGAUAGCCCAUUCUACUCCUCCCCUGCAGAGACUUGCCCCUCGCCUCUAUCCGAUGCGACAUUCUCUCUCCCACCUCACUCCAGCUCCUCCAUCUCCUCUGCUUCUAUCUCAGUCAUCGAACAGUACCCAAAGAAUAUCCUAAAGAGCGAGAUCACUUCUUCUCCGUUGCAAAUGCACACUCCACUCCGCUGGGACGCCGAUGCCGGCCUACCUCCCACCAACCUGGCCGCUAUCUCUGUGGGGGAGAAUAUGGUCCAGACAUCCGUUCAAUGCCACUACCCCUCUCCAUCCUGGUCCAGCACCGAAUUCUCCUACGGCGACCAGCUCCCAUCCAUGCAACAGUUCCAGCCCGUGAGCUGGACCAUCUAA